This is a messenger RNA of Meriones unguiculatus (Mongolian gerbil), 2617 nucleotides long. It is a transcript of the gene Plppr2, whose product is annotated as phospholipid phosphatase related 2. Gene Ontology annotation, biological process: phospholipid metabolic process; phospholipid dephosphorylation; signal transduction. Lineage: Eukaryota; Metazoa; Chordata; Mammalia; Rodentia; Muridae. The coding region runs from base 336 to 1694 and encodes 452 amino acids. The record is from RefSeq and is a predicted model, not a curated record. The transcript is spliced from 10 exons. Gene Ontology annotation, molecular function: phosphatidate phosphatase activity.
CUUGGCCACGGAGUCUGCGCGCAGCGACAAGCCCGGCGGUCCAGACUUCAUCUCGUUGUCCGCCUGCCUGACCAGCCGUCUGUCUGACUGUUCUGCGGCACCGCGAUCAUCUAGACGGAGCGAGGGUUCAGGCGGCGGCGGCCUAGACAGGGUCUCAAUGGAGCCCUGGAUGCACAGUGCCUACCCUCAUCUGCCUGGGCCUCAGUUUCCACAUCCAUGCAAUGGAGAUGAGUGUUCUUGCCCUGCUGGCCUCCGGGAGCAGCUGUGAGUUGGUGCCGGGCGAGGUGGAUGCCAGUAGGAAGCCCUAGGGUGCUCUCACAGGCCCGGCCUUCACCAUGGCUGGAGGGAGGCCUCACCUGAAGCGGAGCCUCUCCAUCAUCCCCUGCUUUGUCUUUGUGGAGUCUGUAUUGCUGGGCAUCGUGGUCCUGCUUGCCUACCGCCUGGAGUUCACGGACACCUUCCCUGUGCACACCCAGGGCUUCUUCUGCUAUGACAGCGCAUAUGCCAAGCCGUACCCCGGGCCUGAGGCUGCUAGCCGGGCGCCCCCUGCCCUCAUCUAUGCCCUGGUCACUGCUGGGCCCACCUUUACGAUCCUGCUGGGGGAGCUGGCACGUGCCUUCUUCCCUGCCCCACCGUCCAGCCGUCCUGUCAGCGGGGAGAGCACCAUUGUGUCAGGGGCCUGCUGCCGCUUCAGCCCCCCACUGCGGAGGCUGGUCCGUUUCCUGGGCGUGUACUCUUUUGGCCUCUUCACCACGACCAUCUUUGCAAAUGCGGGACAGGUGGUGACCGGUAACCCCACACCUCACUUCCUGUCGGUGUGUCGCCCCAACUACACGGCCCUGGGCUGCCCACCACCGUCCCCCGACCGACCAGGGCCUGACCGCUUCGUCACGGACCAGAGCGCCUGUGCAGGCAGCCCCAGCUUGGUGGCCGCCGCCCGUCGCGCCUUCCCCUGCAAGGACGCGGCCCUGUGCGCCUACGCGGUCACCUACACUGCGAUGUACGUGACCCUCGUGUUCCGCGUGAAGGGCUCCCGCCUGGUGAAACCUUCCCUUUGCCUGGCCCUGCUGUGCCCCGCCUUCCUGGUGGGCGUGGUCCGCGUGGCCGAGUACCGCAACCACUGGUCAGACGUGCUGGCUGGCUUUCUCACGGGAGCGGCCAUCGCCACCUUUCUGGUCACCUGUGUUGUGCACAACUUUCAGAGCCGACCCCCCUCUGGCCGAAGGCUCUCCCCCUGGGAGGACCUGAGCCAGGCCCCCACCAUGGACAGCCCCCUCGAAAAGUUAAGUGUGGCCCAGGAACCCGAGACCUGCAGGCCGCAUUCGACACCGGCGCGGCUCACCCCAUCCAAGCCGCAGAACUGUGCCCGCCGUGGCCACCUGAUCCCCAGCUGCGUGUCCUCCCGGGCCCCAGCGAUGUGCUCCUCGCCCCGUGUGCCCCGCCCUCGACUGAGGUCUGAGCCAACACCCCUGCCUCUGCCGCUGCCCCUGCCCGCACCGACUCCCAGCCAGGGUCCCUCGCCCUCCUCCCCCGGCCCCGGGGGCCCGGGCGGGGGAGGUGGGCGCGGCCGGAAGCUGCUGCUGCCCACGCCCCUGCUGCGGGACCUGUACACCCUCAGUGGACUCCACCCCUCCCCCUUCCACCGCGACAACUUCAGCCCCUACCUGUUUGCCAGCCGCGACCACCUGCUGUGAGAUCCACCACCUCCGACCUACCCAGUGUCCCCCUCCCACCCCCCAGCCACGCGUGCGUGUGCCACGUGAGUGCUAACGGCCCCUGCCCUCCAAACCAGCCAGGCCAGCUGUCAAAAGAUGGCUGGAAGGACACCUCGAGGGGGGGAAUCUCUUGGCUGCUCUUUGGCCUUCUGGGACGUCCGGGUCGGCAGACAACCAGGUGGUCCCAUGUCCCUAGGAUUACCCUUUACAGUGGCUGAUGCUUGGCCCAACCGGCCGUGGCCUAGCCAACGAGAGCUCCGAGUUCUCAGAAUUCAACCCAAAAGUUUACAAAAAUGUAUGGGAGCCUCUUACUUCUUAGCCUCCUCAAGCAAGAUGAGGCAGCUCUGGCCAGUGUUCAGCCAAUAGGAGCCCUUGGCUUUUGGAAAUGCGGAUGGAGGGUGGGAAUGAUUCCAGUCAAUGGCGGACCGCCCGUGACAAGCCAAGGAGGGCUAGCAUCCAGACUCUCCCCAGGAUCCCGGAGUCCAGCUGGAGGGUGGGGGGCAGGCUCCCCCAUAGCAGCGUCCUGCAGCACCCCCUCCCCUCUCCCCAGAUGCACCACCUCACACCCUCCGACUCCCUACUUAAGGAGGGCUGGCCCCAGUUCACAGGUUUUGGAGCUCCGGGUGCUGUCCCCCUUGGCUGUGCCCAGGGCACCCCCAAACCUUCUAUUAUUUAUUAGGGCUGUGGAAAAAAAAAAGACUUUAUUUUUUUGGGCCCUGUCCUCCUCCUUCACACUGCCCCCUAUGCCUCAGCCUCACUGCAGUUGUGCCAUUUUGGGGGGCGCGGGUAGAGCAGAAGGGGGUUACCCUACCCUGAGCAGCCAAAGGCAGUGGGCAGACGAGACACUGUCCCCCUUCCCUGCCCUCCUCCUCAUCUUUAAUAAAGACCUGUUUGUAACAGAA